Messenger RNA from Cylicocyclus nassatus, 1923 nucleotides. Lineage: Eukaryota; Metazoa; Nematoda; Chromadorea; Rhabditida; Strongylidae. The record is from the annotation of a GenBank genome assembly.
UAGAACUGCUUCAUAUUUGUGCUCAAGCUGUUUCCCAGAUUUUUCGACUGCAUAUGAUGUGCACAAUGCAUGUGUCGAACUUGUUUGUGACUGCGAGACUAUCUUGCGCAUGAAAAAUACCGGUUUGAAUUACUUGUGUCUUUAUGGUGCAUAAUCUUCCUUGAUGUGCAGUUCAUUUUCGCAUUUUCAAAAAAUUUCCUUUUUGGUCGUUGGUGUUCCACUCUUCAUUUGGAGUCUUUCGUGAUCAGUGUUCACUUUCCAUGUUUCCGGAACCGCACACAUUGCAAGCAUAGUUACUAGUCAGCUCAUAUCUAAACUUCUUUUAGCCUUAAGACCUGUAUGGGAUGAAUGGCGCCACUGACGGGCCACUUUGUUCAUUGAUCUCAUACGUAGUACCUCCCGGACUUUCAAGAGUCCCCGCUACUGCGCCUACAGAUUCACGAACGCGUGGCGAUUUUGCUGUAGAGACAAUCAGUGCUAAGAAUUUGCAGGACAAAAGAGGAACUACUGUUCACCUUCCUGAAAGAGUGCCUAUACCGCAGCAAACACUGCCAAGGCAACCAGCCAGGGAUUUGUCGAUCACUCGUGUGAUAACCACUAGUGCACAACCGGACGCCGCGGCUACAAACAGAUCCGUUCAUCCGUCAGAGCAAAAGUCGCCCCCAAAUUCCCCUCUAAAGCCCAGUCAUCCGCCGAGGAAACCUUGUUUAACGAGAAAUAAUACUACAAAUAUUGUGCCGGCCCGCUUAAACCUCAGGAAAAAGACAGUCGCUUUUGGAAAAACUGUGAACUUGUCACAAACUGUAGAGGCAACCUCGCGCGCAUCAAAAUUAAGACGACAAAUGAACAAAAGUACAGCAACGCAGAUGCCACUGGCAGAAGUAGAAGACAAAGAAAACAAACCGAUUAACCAAUCCGAGCCUAAUGGAGAGCAGUCAUCAUUGAUGGAAAUUCUGAAAGAAGUGAAGUCUUCUUUGGAAGCACUGAAAGCUCAUGAUGUGGAAAGAGCUGAAGAGAUUCGGUCGAUACGUCGAAUGGUGGAUGACAGAGGAAAAGAAAUGGAUAAAUUGCGAGGGAUUGUUGCUGACUUUUUUGGUAGAGAUUGCCCUCGCUCAACAGAUUCUCAAUGCUAUCCGAUGCCUGAGAAGAAAAACGAACAAGAGAAGUCACCUUCCAGAAAAGCUAAUGAUUACAAGAACAGUUCAUCGCAAUCUCCUAGCCCUCAGCGAUAUACGCCAAUACGCAAAGAAAUGGGAAAAACGACUAGGCAACCUGAUCGAAACGAUGUAGAUGACGUAACUUUCGAGGAGUUCCGUUAUUUCAUGACUACCAAUCCAGCAUUUCGUCAGUAUGUGGCAGAUCUUCGCGCUGAAGAGAACGAAAAGAGAAACAGCUACAGGUUUCGAGGAAGGCAAGACCGUGGCGAUUCUUGGAAGAGAGCACAAGAAGCCGAAGAAGCGAGACAAGAAGAUCCGAGAGGAGGAAGAGGAACUCACGGGGCAAAAUUCACUGAGAAGGUGACUGUAGAACGUAGUAUCCGUUGUGCGCCACAGGAUGUGGGCCAGUAUUCUGUGGAUACGAGAAGAUACAUUGCCGAUCAGAUCUUGGAAGAUGAGGACGAGAGAACUUGCGAACGCGAGCGUACGUCCAAGAAGUCCAUUCGGAUGAGGACGAACUCCACGAUCAUCGCAAUUAUCGUGGAUAUGAUGCUGUGGGAGAACGUCGUCGACAACGAAGAGACCGUCGUGCGGAUCGUUACUAACAUCAUAAAAGUCUCUGGAUUAUUGCGUGCCCUAGGAAGCGCUUUGUAAAUAUUUUUUUUAACUCGUAUAAGGCAUCUGCAUUGCCUAUGUACCUGUUUUCUGGUUCUUGAGAGAUACGUGCAUCUCUAUUAUAUUCUGUUUAUUUGUUGAAUGAAGUAUC